Messenger RNA from Ostrea edulis (European flat oyster), 1557 nucleotides. RefSeq lists its product as uncharacterized. The transcript is spliced from 2 exons. Lineage: Eukaryota; Metazoa; Mollusca; Bivalvia; Ostreida; Ostreidae. The record is from RefSeq and is a predicted model, not a curated record. Bases 10 to 1557 code for a protein of 515 amino acids. Gene Ontology annotation, molecular function: DNA binding. Gene Ontology annotation, biological process: DNA integration; DNA recombination.
UCGGUCAACAUGUCGGACGUAGUCAACAAUUUCAAUUUUGAAUUUUUAUCAAAUUUUGAUGAUUUGGACGAUAUAUCACUUAGCCAAGCCGUAGAUAAAUAUGAACUUGCCGAAAUAAGUUCCGGAGAAUUUGAUGACAUAGAUUUUGGACAAUUUGGCAUGUCAACAGAGGAUUUAAUUUCAGGAAGUCUUGAAAACAAACGUUUUGGAUCAGUGAAACAAGUAGAUACUGCAGAUAUUGGACAACUGGUCGCGAAUCAAGAAAGCAAAAACACGCGUAGAAAUACCAACUGGGCUAAGAGAACAUGGGAUGAGUGGGCGGCUUGGAGAGGGAAUAUUCCAGACUUAACUAAGAUGAAUGUUAGUGAUUUGAAUCAUUUUUUAUCAUGCUUUGUUUUGGAAUGCAGACGAAAGGACGGCUCCGAAUAUCCUGCUGCAACGCUGUAUCAGAUUAGUGCAGGACUUUUGAGAUAUAUGCGUGAUAAUGGUGUGACAGAUUUGAAUUUUUUGGAUAAUAAUGAUAAACGAUUUUACAACUUUAGAAAAACACUUGAUGCGCGGAUGAAAGAAAUAUCGUCCAAAGGUAUUGGACUUAAAAAGAAGCAAGCUGAUCCUAUUUCACCUGAUGAUGAAAAUUUACUUUGGGAUAAAAACUUGCUUGGGAGCGGAUCUUCUAAAUCGAUGCUAAAUACUGUUUUCUAUUACAAUUGUAAGUUGUUCGGACUCCGCGGCAUGGACGAACAUCGUUCUCUCACAAGCGACCAAUUCACUCUUGGACAAGAUAAAGAAGGAACUUAUAUUGAUUUCCAAGGGAAAACUUCCAAAAUUUUUUCUGGGGGGCUACAUCAACGGAAAAUAGAGGCAAAACAUGUUAGGCACUACAGCUCUUCGUCCGAUAUGAGAUCUUUGUAUUUGAUAUACAAAAAUUACUUGGAUCUAAUUGGAUCGUCUGGACCUGGAUCAUUUUACAGGCGCCCUAUUUCUGGACCUACCCCCAGAUUUUCGAGCCAAGUUGUCGGCGUUAACAAAUUAUCUACUAUUGUAAAAAAUAUGUGCUCGGAGGCAGGUUUGUCCGGAAAUUUUUCGAAUCAUUCAGGAAAGAGAACUUGUGCUACGUCCCUGUACAAUAAUGGGAUAGAUGAGCAGUUAAUUAUGGAAAGAACGGGACACAGAAGUGAUGCUGUCAGAAAGUAUAAACGGACUUCUACAACUCAACAGAGCAAAGUCAGUAAAUUAUUGGAUCCGCCACCCAAAAAGAUAUGUUCUUCAGGGACCGAAAACACGGAUCCUGAUGAGACGCCUAAUACCCAUCUGGAUGUAAAGUCUUCGUGUGAGCGUUAUUUUGGGGAAAAUAUUUCUAACAUGCCUAAUACCCAUCUGGAUGUAAAGUCUUCGUGUGAGCGUUAUUUUGGGGAAAACAUUUCUAACAUUUCGCCAUCUUCCCGGACGGACGGUGGUUUUGUCCUUUCUAACUGCAGUGUUAUCUUUAAUAUGCAUUGCACUGCAUGUUAUCCGCUUUUAUCACGUUUGUUUUUAAUUGUAUUGGUAAUACAUUGA